This is a messenger RNA of Symbiodinium necroappetens, 1008 nucleotides long. The record is from the annotation of a GenBank genome assembly. Lineage: Eukaryota; Dinophyceae; Suessiales; Symbiodiniaceae.
AUGGAGGGCAUUCGCUACCGUGGCCGCACGCUCCAGGAGUGCAUGGACCAGCUGCCCAAGGCGCCAGGCAGCAAGAUCGGCCUGCCCGAGGCCUCUUUCUGGCUGCUGCUGACAGACGAGAUUCCGACGGAUGCCGAGGUUAAGGCCCUGAACGAAGAGCUGCACAAACGGUCUGCGCUCCCUGCCGACGUCAUCAAGCUGGUUGACAGCAUCCCGAAGGACACCCACCCGAUGACGCAGCUCGCCAUGGGUCUCCUGGCCCUGCAGCCCACAAGCGAGUUUGGGAAGGCCUACAGGUCAGGAAAUCUGAAGAAGACGGAGUACUGGCAAUACACACUGGAGGACGCCUUGUCCCUGGUGGCGAGAGUCCCCGUCCUUGCUGCUCGUAUCUUCUGCAACGUCUUCAAGAACGGCCAGCAUAUCCCUAGCGACCCUUCCCUGGACUGGGCGGGCAACUACGCACAGAUGCUGGGUGUCAACGACAGCGACAAGUUCAAAGACAUCACGCGCUUGUACCUGAUGCUUCAUGCUGAUCACGAGGCGGGCAACGUCUCGGCCCACACUACGCACCUCGUGGGUAGUGCUCUGAGUGAUCCGUACUACUCCUUUGCGGCUGGCGUUUGCGGUUUGGCGGGUCCACUACAUGGCCUGGCUAACCAGGAGUGCCUUCGGUGGUUGAAGAACACGCACGAGACGCUGAAAGGACAGGAGCCAACAGUGGAGCUGUUGACUUCCUUCGCCAAGGAGACCUUGGCUUCGGGCAAGGUGAUUCCUGGCUUCGGCCACGGUGUGCUCCGAAAUACCGACCCGCGGUACACGAUCCAGCGCCAGUUCGUGCAGGAGAACUUCCCAGAUGAUCCGCUGGCAAAGCUGGCAGAGGUUUGCUUCCAGGCGAUUCCUCCAGUGCUGGAGGCGACAGGCAAGGUGAAGAACCCGUGGCCGAACGUGGAUGCCUUGUCGGGCACCUGCAUGCAGUACUACGGCUUGAAUCAGGAGGACUACUACACC